AUGUUAUUUUUUUCUUCUUCCGUUUGUCUAACCUGUCGACCCUUAUGCAAAGAUUUUUUCUUCCAUUCUUCUUUUUUCUUACCGUUCUUGAUAUUUCUCGGAGCGAUUACUUUCACUAAAGAGGAUUUCUUCAUUUACUUGCUUGUUUUUCUUUCACUUUUUUCUUUAUUUCCCUUCUUUCUUUCACCACAUGUUGCCUAUUUCUUUCUUUCUUUCGCCACAUGUUACACUUUUCCUUCAUUCUUUCUUGUGAUCAAUUCACUUCUUUCCUUCUUUUCUUUAGAUCAAACGUUUCUUCCGUUCUUGCUCUCAUUACUUUUUAUUUUGAUGGCUACAUUUCCAUAUUUAUUUCUUUUAACUGCAACACAUUGCUUUUUCUUUCUUUCUUUCUUUCUUCAUUAUUUUCUCCUUUUAUUCCUAGGAAUCAUUUUUCAUUCUUACUUAAAUUCUUUCUUUCUUUCUUUCUUCUUAUUCAUUUUUUAUUUUCUUCUCACGAGUCAUUUUUCAUUCUUUCUUUCUUUCUUAACUCAUUUUCUCUUUUUCCUUUUAUUCUCAUUUUUCUCUUUCUUACUUUCUUUCUUUAUUCAUAAUUUUUUUAUUAUUUAUUUUAUUCGCACCAGUCAUUUUCUUUCUUUUUUCUUUUUUUAUUACUUUUUCUUCUUAGUUCAUUAUUUUCUCUUUUAUAUUCUCACAAAUAAUUUUUCUUUCUUUCUUAUUCCCUUUCUUUCUCUCUUCAUUUUCUCUUUUCUUUUUUAUUUACACGAAUCAUUUUUUUUUCUUAAUUUUAUUCAUUCUUUCUUACUUUUUUUCAUUUUCUUUCUUUCUUACCUUCUUUCCUUUAUUUCUUUCUUGCUUUUGAUGGCUACACCUCGUUUUUUUUUUUUUACGAUGAUCACGUUCCCUAUUUUUCUUUCAUUUUCCUUUUUUUCCAUACUUAUUUCUUUUAGCUGCAACACAUUGCUUUUUCUUUCUUUCAUUAUUUUCUUCUUUUAUUCCUAG
Molecule: messenger RNA, 999 nt
Organism: Acanthosepion pharaonis
Lineage: Eukaryota; Metazoa; Mollusca; Cephalopoda; Sepiida; Sepiidae
Source: the annotation of a GenBank genome assembly